Molecule: messenger RNA, 2979 nt
Organism: Rhinocladiella mackenziei CBS 650.93
Lineage: Eukaryota; Fungi; Ascomycota; Eurotiomycetes; Chaetothyriales; Herpotrichiellaceae
Exons: 3
Coding region: 1-2979 (992 amino acids)
Biological process (GO): protein autophosphorylation; autophagosome organization; peptidyl-serine phosphorylation
Cellular component (GO): cytoplasm; autophagosome
Molecular function (GO): ATP binding; protein serine/threonine kinase activity
Source: RefSeq, a predicted model, not a curated record
AUGGCUUCAGCCCAUUCUCAACCCUCCACCCUGAGGAGGUCGAAAGAGUCGGAGAGGAUAGGCAGUUUCCAACGCCAUGAGGAGAUAGGGCGCGGCAGCUUUGCGACGGUUUACAAGGCGAUUCAUACCAGCGGAUCAGGCGUGCAAAGCAUUGUGGCUAUCAAAUCUGUCAACAUGUCGAAGCUCAACAAGAAACUGAAAGACAACCUCACGUCGGAGAUCUCCAUCCUCAAGGGACUGCAUCAUCCACACGUCGUUGCUCUCAUCGACUGCAAAGAAUCGAGCUCUCACAUUCACUUGGUGAUGGAAUAUGUUGCUCUGGGUGACCUCUCACACUUUAUCAAGAGACGGGCUGAAAUCAAAGACAGUGACCUGGUGGGCAACAUGAUGGUCAAGUAUCCCAAUCCUCGACAUGGAGGCCUCCACGAAGUGGUUGUCCGACACUUUCUACAACAAUUGUCGAGUGCUCUACAAUUCUUACGAGCUCGGAAUCUCAUUCACCGUGAUGUGAAACCUCAAAAUCUUCUCCUCAACCCGUCACCGACGUAUUUCGAGACGCACAAGCCCCGACCUAUGCCUUACCAAGCCGGAGACAAUUCUUUGAACCCGGUGUGUGGCAUCAGAUCACUUCCCGUCCUCAAGAUUGCCGAUUUUGGCUUUGCCCGAUCAUUGCCGUCGACGGCACUUGCAGAAACUCUGUGCGGAUCUCCAUUGUACAUGGCACCGGAGAUUUUGAGAUAUGAAAAAUAUGAUGCAAAGGCCGAUCUCUGGUCGGUGGGUACUGUUCUUUACGAAAUGAUGACGGCCAGACCACCUUUCCGAGCUUCCAAUCAUGUGGAAUUACUUCGAAAGAUAGAAAAGGGUGAAGACAAAAUCAAGUUCGGGGAGGAAUUUAUCAUAUCCGAAGACCUGAAGAAACUCAUUCGCCUGCUGUUAAAAAGAGAUCCGAAGGAGAGACUCUCGUUUCCUGAAUUUUUCAACAGCGAAAUUAUCACCGGUCCGAUUCCAGGCCUCCAUCCAGAAGAUAUGCCACAAGAGUCAGUGGUUUCUGAGACCGACCACCACCGAAACAGCCGAGCCGACCCCACGGGCUUGAUGCGACCAGGAUCGAGAAAAGAACCCGUCAAACCCUAUAUCGAUCCUCCCAAGACUGUUUCGGAGGACAAUUUGACGCGAAGACACUCGAUCAAUCGAAGACCAUCCGGCGCAAAAGACCAGAUUAUUGCGCAGCGGAUCACUUCCGAUGAGCGAGGAUCAGUUCCGGAGUCUCCUCCCUAUGCUGACGGAGGACGGCCUGCUGUACAUCCACACGCUACAACCCCAGGAAGGCAAGAAUUAGUCCAUCGACCUGCGUCGACUCCCAUGGCUCGUCAAGCCAGUGGCGGAUCGCAUAAGCUGCCACCUUCAUCUUUGCGAGGCCAGGUGUACGAUGAGGAACAGGAGGCUGCUCUUCGCAAGCAACAAGAAGAGAAAGAACGAGAGCGAGUGGCUCAGGACAUUGCUUUCGAAAGAGACUACGUUUUGGUGGAGAAGAAAGCGGUCGAGGUUAAUGCAUUGGCUGAUGAACUCGAUGCUAGCCCACGCCUAAACAGAAGCUCACUGCAGGCGGCCGUGUCGCCAAAGGCAGGGGCAGGGGCGGUCGUCCGUCGCGUAACAACGCAAGGAGUACCCGUAUCUUCGACAGGCGCGCAAACCAGCGCUUCUCGAGCGGUUCAAAUCGCAUCUGGAAGACGCCCAGAUUCUCUCCAUCACCGCCAGAAUUCUUAUGAGCGACGAUAUGGCCCAAGUCCGAGCUCAGCCACUUCGGCGAUAUCGAAAGCGUUGAACAUGGCCAGUGGUCGACUGUUUGGUGUGGGGUUUUCUCCUCCUGUCAAUCUAAUGCGUGGAGGCAAAUCUCCUCCCAUCACGUAUAGUCCGUUCCCAACCUAUCCUGGAGCUCAGAGCAGCCUUGUCGUGAUUGGAGACACGGCGAAAUCACCCGCGGCUGACGAAGAUACCAAAUUUGUACAGACCGUUGAGGAGAUCGCCACUCGAAGUGAUGUUGUCUAUGGUUUUGCAGAAGUGAAGUACAAGCAGCUCAUCCCUGCCGUUCCGUCCCAGCCUGGACUCGGUUUGCGCAACGCUUCGGGCGAAAAUGCUGCUUCGGACAGUCCGUUUGGUGCUUCCAAUGAAGAUCUGACCGUUGAGGCGAUGGUAAUUGUUGCAGAGGAGGCAUUGGUACUUUACGUCAAGGCCCUGGCUUUGCUUGCCAAAGGUAUGGACAUUGCAGCACGCUGGUGGGCUCGCAAGAAUCGUGGCGAAGCGACCGGAGAUGGCAUCGCAAAUCGGCCAGGCACGAACUCGGCUGCUGCGGGCCAGAGAAUGAACAAUGUCGUGCAGUGGAUCCGAAGUCGUUUCAAUGAAGUUUUAGAGAAGGCAGAUCUUGUCCGUCUGAAGCUCAUUGAUAGUCAGCGACGCCUCCCGGAAGAUCAUCCUAGUCAUCCGAACAACAUCUCCACUACAACAGCUUCCAGCGCCGGCCUGGGCACAUCGGCAGAUCAGGUCGUGGUUAGCUCUGGGAUCACAGCAGAGAAGCUCAUGUAUGAUCGAGCAUUGGAAAUGAGUCGAGCUGCUGCAAUCAACGAGCUUACCAACGAAGAUUUGACGGGAUGCGAAAUUUCGUACGUCACCGCUAUUCGGAUGCUGGAAGCAGUGUUGGAAAACGACGACGACAGCUUGUCUAAGCGUGGCAGCAACACUAGCGAUCUGGAUGAGAAGGAAGACUUAGCACCGAUUAAUGGCUUGGAAGCUGAAGACAGAAGAACCGUGAAGAAUCUGGUGACAAGCAUUCGCGGAAGACUAACAGUCAUUCGACGAAAGCUCCAGGUUAUUCAAAAGCGUGCUUCUGCCCCGGCGAUGGCUUCUCCCAGCAAAGCAUCACCUCCUAUCGCACAACCCGGCGGCAAUCCCAUCACUACUGCUACUCCCCCACGCUCAUGA